AUGCAUUUCACUUCUUCGGUUGGAGACAGAGGAGACAAGUCGGCGCCAUUUUCUCCCUCCCAUGCAGUACUACACGGUAAGUGCAAUUAACUCAAACUUACUGAAACAAUUUUAAAUUGAUGCUGAGAAUUUCAGUAUGAACAAUGAAACAUCUACAGAGAAUAUAUGCCUAACAAAACCGUGUUUGUUGCCAGGACUGAGCAGCAAAUUUGUCCUGGUGAUUAGCUAGCUAGAAGUGUAUGGUAAGCUAGCUAAUAGUUUGUUACUUAAACCGUCUCCAACUUUAUCAAUGAUGAUUUAAUAAAGGAAAAACAAAGCGUUAUGUUUGUUUACUGUAUAAAAUCUUGUUUGAGGCUGGAGCUAACGUAUUUUUUCCCCCCUUCACUUUGAACAUCAAAGGGGCCGCAAAAAACAUGUCCCAGCAUGCAGACGGUGUUUCACGUGUUUAGUUGUCUGUGUGACCAGCGUACCACUGUAUUUGGUGACCCAUCAGAUUCUAUGACCUGCAGUGUUGAAAAAAGUACUCAGAUCAUUUACUUAAGUAAAAGUAUAUAAGUAUUACCAGUUAAUUGUACUGAAAUUACUAAGUUAAAGCUAAAGUACAAAAUUAGCAGAAAAUCGGGCUGUGACUAAUAUAUUAAACAUUUAUUAAACAUUUAAGUGCAUCAUUAAAUACUGAUGAGUCAAUGCAUAAGCAGCAUUUUAAUAUCUCAGUCACAGCGCGAUUUUCUGAAAAUUAGUACUUUUUCCAACAGUGCAGGUCACAGAAUCUGAUGGGUCACCAAAAAUGGUGUAACACUGUCGACUUAGCUUUAAUCUUUACCGUUCUUCCUUUAAAUGUUAAUUUACUUUGUCAAACUUCCUUGCAUGUCUCAGUCAAAAUGCUGGUCCAAGUGAAGUACAGCCAACAGCAGAAAUAUGUGAAGCUGGAUGAGGAUGAAGGAUGGUUUGACUUUAUGCAAUUCCAUGAAAACGGUUAGCAUGGCUUAGGAAAAAGGUUUUAAACCACACCCAUGUUCUUUUAAAAGCUCAUUGUGCAAGCUCCUUAAUGUUGUCGAUUCUGAUUUCUUUACAUGCCUUUAUCAGACUCUUUUAUAUGGUAAAUUGGGUUAAAUUGCUAAUCAUUUUCAGUUCUGUAAUGUGUGCUUCAUAGAGUGUAAAGUAUUAAUAUACACCAAAACAGUCAAUAAAAAAAGCCAAUCAUCCAUUUUUAAAUUUGGACUUAAGAGGGAAUGGGUUAUGUGAGGGAAAAUGCUCUAGGUCUAUUUAAGGAUUAUACAGUGGUGGAUGUAUGUAUUUAACGUGAACAGUUAUUGGCUGUGAGGCAAGAAACAGUUUGACCUUACUAUCUUUUCCAGUCAUCAAGAGAUUUUGCCUGCCACCUGAUGCAAAAGUUAUAUACAAGGAUGCAACAGGGACAGAAGUUGAUGCCGAAAUAUUCAGCGACCUCGUUGGACAAGGCAAUGUGGUGCUGACAGUAUUCUCAGAUCAGGGUGAGAUAUCAAGGCAGGUAUAAUAAAGCACUUUACACCUUACAUAAUAUAAUUAUUUUUCUAUUCCUUUAGAAUUCUCUGAUUUCUCCUUGUCUUCUGCUUCUGAGACGUCUGACUCAAGCUUCAGCUCAAGUGCAUCAACUAUAAUCCUAGAUGAUGUCCCUAGCAAGAGACAAAUAAUUGAGGAUACACGUGAGGCUGUGUCUACUGAACAG
This is a messenger RNA of Coregonus sp. 'balchen', 1708 nucleotides long. The record is from the annotation of a GenBank genome assembly. NCBI's taxonomy places the organism in Eukaryota, Metazoa, Chordata, Actinopteri, Salmoniformes, Salmonidae.